Molecule: messenger RNA, 1796 nt
Organism: Clarias gariepinus (North African catfish)
Lineage: Eukaryota; Metazoa; Chordata; Actinopteri; Siluriformes; Clariidae
Gene: junbb
Product: JunB proto-oncogene, AP-1 transcription factor subunit b
Exons: 1
Coding region: 288-1274 (328 amino acids)
Biological process (GO): regulation of cell cycle; regulation of transcription by RNA polymerase II; regulation of cell population proliferation
Cellular component (GO): transcription regulator complex
Molecular function (GO): DNA-binding transcription factor activity, RNA polymerase II-specific; transcription factor binding; RNA polymerase II cis-regulatory region sequence-specific DNA binding
Source: RefSeq, a predicted model, not a curated record
UGGCGGCCGAGAGAGCAAUGCACAUGAACACAGAGUGCGUGUAAUAAUAUUGAGGAGAGAGAGUUUUGCGCACUGACUUGACUUGCAGAAGACUUCACAAGGAUUUGGACUUGUUCACUUUGUUUCUAUCUGGGAUCUUUCUGCUUGGACUCUCAGACUGGACACUGAACACAAGGAGAAGAGUUAUCAUUGCUAUUAAUUACCAUUAGUAUUGGUGUCGCUCUGAUUGAAUCACACACACCUGACUGAUUAGUGUAAAGGUAAGCCCCAAAGCCUCCAACCUUCUUAUGUCCACAAAAAUGGAGCAGCCUUUUUACCAUGACGACUCUUUCCUCUUGGGUUACGGCCACGCUGACGCCGCGCUGCACGACUACAAGCUCCAGCAGAAGCCCCAGCAUCAGCCUCAGCAUCAGCCCAUGAGCCUGAGCAGCCUGAACGAGCCCUUCCGCAGCCUCAAGUCCGACCCGUUGUACCACGCGUCCCAGGCGGACGUCGGCUCUCUGAAGCUGGCCUCUCCGGAGCUGGAGCGGCUGAUCAUCCAGACCAGUAACGGGGUCCUGACCAGCCCGACGCCGCCGGGCCAGUACCAAUUGUACGGCCACCGCGCCAUCACCGACGAGCAGGAGGGCUUCGCGGAGGGCUUCGUGAAGGCGCUGGACGAGCUGCACAAGAUGAACCAGCCCCCGCCCAACGUGUCGAUCGGCGCGGGCGGGGUGACGACGUGCUCGGUGGCUGCUCCCUCGGCGUUCGGCUCCGCCCUGCAGCCAGACGCUCCUCCGGUCUACACCACGCUCAACCCUUACUGCCCGAGCCUGGUCGCGUCCACGACGACGGCGUCCUCGAGCUACCCGUCAGCCACCAUCAGCUACCACGGAGACGCGUCCACGCACGCGUACCCGAGCGCUCUCACCGGAGGCGUGCAUCCCGCGCAGCGCUUCGUGGCGCUCAAAGAGGAACCGCAGACGGUGCCGGACAUGCACAGCAGCGACGGCUCGCCGCCCGUCUCUCCCAUCGACAUGGAGAGCCAGGAGCGCAUCAAGGCGGAGCGCAAGCGCCUGAGGAACCGACUCGCCGCCACCAAGUGCCGCCGGCGCAAGCUGGAGCGCAUCGCGCGCCUCGAGGACCGCGUCAAGGUGCUCAAGUCGGACAACGCCGGCCUCUCGAGCACCGCGUCGCUCCUGCGCGAGCAGGUGGCGCAGCUCAAGCAGAAGGUCCUGCGGCACGUCAGCAGCGGCUGCCAGCUCAUGCUCACCAGCAAGAUGGAGGCUUUCUGAAAGCAGAAAACUACACACAUGCACACAACCACACACAGACACGCAUCCUUUAUUCACUAACACUCAAAACACUGGAAAGAUUGUCAGCGGACAUUCAUGAUCGCCUCUGAAUGGACCUUUAUGACAUUCUGCAAACAAACGAGCAAAACACGGUACUUCCGUUUGCGGUUGCCGGACACCGUUCACUAGAUCGCCGUGAAGUGAAGCGACUGAGCACACAUGAGCCAAGUAGGCUGCAGAGACUGAGUGUGUGUGUGAGAGAAAGAGAGAGAAAGAGAGAGAGCAGGCCAGUAAUGCCUACUUCAUGCCAAUAACGUUGUUUUUUAAUGUUAUGAUGAUCAAAAGGGAGAUUUGUAUGUAUGUAUGUAUGACGUCAUCUGAUUUCCUGAUACUGUCAUUUCUAUAUGUGUAAAUUAUUGUUUGUUUUACAGUCGGGUUGAUCCUGACUUAACAAUGUCUGAUGUUUACAAUGUUCUUUUUUAUUUGUUGUUUAUUUAAGUAAAAAAAAAACUUUGAAAUAUA